UAUUGGGACGAGGCCAUUCAUGACCAAGUCUACGCCGCUUGGAGGCUCGUCGUCCGAGAUCGCCUCAAGGACAACAUUUAUCGGGUAAAGUGCAGACGCGUAAGACCUCCGUGGAUGUCGACGGCUACCUACGAUCAGCUCGUCGCACAUUGGGAUUCAGAAGAAGGAACGGAGAAGAGUCAAAUCUUCUCAAGCAAUCGACGAUCCCGAGCGGAGAUCGAACGCGCACCCCCGACCCACACUGCAGGACGAAGAUCAUUUGCCCGAGUCGCCCAUGAGAUAGAAAUCGAGGACGCGAUUCAGGCAAAGAUCACCGAUCGUCUCUCCCAGUUAGAGGAGAGUUGUGGAUCGACCCAACUUUCGCCAGCAGAAAUCAACAGUCUCUAUCUAGAGGUUGUCCAACCGGAUGCCAAAGGACGUAUCUACAACGUCGGUGGAAUGGCGACUCAGUUGGGUGGUGGUCAUCCAGAUGCAGCAUCGAUCGGUCGCCACAUCGCACUAACUAAGGAGGUCGAGGCGUUGAAGAAAAAGAUCGAAGAGUUCGAGGAGGAUCGUAGAAAGAUUGCGAGACUUGAAGAAGGUGAGGCACGGAUUGCGCGUUACGAGACGCUUUUCGCCCGACUUUUUCCUCCUCAUGACGAUCCACCAACGACGCAGGAGAUGCAACAUAACCCAUUUCUGACUCCUCAGUCCAGAAAUUCUCUUCAUGUUGCGACUUCCAUUUCCGUCGCAAAAUGGAACAUUUCUUGUAGUGAAGAGAAUGAAAAUGGUGAGAGUUUUCCUGUAUUGGUGAAAGUCAUUCUGAGUGAACGUGAGGGGUUUUACUCAGGAUGA
Molecule: messenger RNA, 834 nt
Organism: Tarenaya hassleriana
Lineage: Eukaryota; Viridiplantae; Streptophyta; Magnoliopsida; Brassicales; Cleomaceae
Exons: 5
Coding region: 115-834 (239 amino acids)
Source: RefSeq, a predicted model, not a curated record